Sesamum indicum (sesame) is the source of this 399-nucleotide messenger RNA. The record is from RefSeq and is a predicted model, not a curated record. NCBI's taxonomy places the organism in Eukaryota, Viridiplantae, Streptophyta, Magnoliopsida, Lamiales, Pedaliaceae.
AUGGCCUCUAAUGUCAUGAGUAGAGGUGGCAACGGGGUGGGUCCAAGACAGGUGUAUGGUGCUGGGGGUAAAAUAACAUGGCAUAGAUACAAACAUGAGGCAGCAGAAGGCAAGAAGGAGUUGAUAGAGAACUUGAAGGUGCUGGAAGGAGUAUUAGGAGACAAGCCUUAUUCCGGAGGGGAGACGUUUGGAUAUCUGGAUAUUGCUCUUUUGGAAUUCUACAUGUGGUUUCCUGCUUAUGAGACCUUUGGAAGUUUCAUCAUAGAAGCAGAGUGCCCCAAGCUGAUUGCAUGGGGUAGGCGGUGCUCUCAGAGGGAGAGUGUAUCUAAGUGUUUAGUGGAACCAAACAAGAUGGUCGAUUUGGUUGUGUGCUUCAGAAGGAUGUUUGGAUUGAAAUAG